Amoebophrya sp. A25 is the source of this 1602-nucleotide messenger RNA. NCBI's taxonomy places the organism in Eukaryota, Dinophyceae, Syndiniales, Amoebophryaceae. The record is from the annotation of a GenBank genome assembly.
GUCAAAUCUUAGAUAGAGCACCAGAUAGUUUUUUUCAAGAAGCGGAUGAACAUGAAGAUGAACGCACAACGAAGGAAAGAAAUUCCACUGAAUCCCCACUGCGAGUUGACGGUGGAAGACGAUGUAGUUUGAGAGAAAAUUUAGCACGAGAUUUGACGCUUUGGUGAGGGUAGAAAGGAGAUGCUCGUACGUGUUUAUUUCGCAAAUUUAGUCAUCUGCAAAACGGAUUCAAAACUAUACUCGCCGAAAAAGAGCUAGAGCAGCCCUCCCCGUGGUCCCCGUCAUUUCCUUACAGUCUCGUCUGACCGAUGAAAAAUUGGUAUGCAAGCAUGCAAAAGUGUGAGAAGGCGUCAAAAGGUGUACAAGUACAACGAUUUGAAAGCUACGAAGAAGAACAAGAAUAGUACAGUACCCAAAACGACCAUUGAUUGACAACCAACAUAUCCUUAUCCAGAAAGAAUCCCGAUCUUGAUCUUCAAUAUUAUGACGUGGUCAUCCUAGGAGUAUGAUCUUCAGUAACAUUAAAUCCAAAUGUUGACGAAACCCCGCGCCGCUAGAAUGCCUCGUUGUAGGCGGAGGCCGCUUUUGACUGUGGCUGCAGCGUCGCAAACGCUGCUGCUUGAGGAGUCAUGGCGAGGUGUGUUGGGAAGGAAAACACAUCGAGAACAAGGUGGAUCGCAAGGACCAACUUCGACGCUUAGUGCGGUAGAUGUGACGACUGGCACAGAGCAGCAGGCAGUGAAUGGUCCAGCACCUGCGGAAGCUGUUCCUCAGCAGGCGAGUGGUAGUGAUCAAGUAGCAAUGACGCAGGAGCCAGCCCCAGCAGCUCCAGAUCCAGUAUCUCCUUCUGAGCAGGUCCAGAUAUCAUUCUGCAUUUUUUAGAUCAGUACUGUCGACUACGACUACGAGCAAAGGGAAGAGAGGUUCACAUCAAAAAAAUCGAUUUCGACAGUCAUCUAGGUUAAAAUCUACUCCAUUUGAACGAAUUUGAUUAUUAAUUCCUUCAUCAUGAAAUCCAGGCUACGUCACAAGAUGCUCCGCCAGCGGAUCGACCGUCAUCCACACCUGGUUCGUCGGUGCCGGUGCCCUCGGGUGAGCAAGAUGCAACGCAACAACUGCUGGCCGGAGGGUCUACAGAGGGCUAUCCCGGUGCAGCUAUGCCAAGUGCGUCACAGGCGCCUGAUGUGCCGCUUCGCGGGGCAAUCGACAUAUCAGAACCAGAAACCAAAAAAGUAGCACCAGUUGAUGUUUCAGCAUCUCAAGCUGAAGGAACUGCCGCUGUCAGCAACGAUGAAAGUGAACCAACGGGGGCGGGGCUGAACGAUAUCGUUCAGCCUGUCGCUAUUCCUAACUUCCAAGAAGGCGACAUGGACACCAGCGGAAUGAACCCUGGGGGACAAAGACAGAAGCCCUCCGUGCAGGAACAACCGGAUGCUAUGGAUCAGCCCUCCGUGCAGGAACAACCGGAUGCUAUGGAUCAGCCCUCCGUGCAGGAACAACCGGAUGCUAUGGAUCAAUCUUCCAGCGAAUCCACUACCACGUCGAACAAUGAAGAGGCCACCGAUGCGGAGAGUGCAAAGACUAGUGACACAAGCAACAUAG